Hylaeus volcanicus is the source of this 3429-nucleotide messenger RNA. RefSeq lists its product as uncharacterized. Bases 4 to 3429 code for a protein of 1141 amino acids. The transcript has a single exon. NCBI's taxonomy places the organism in Eukaryota, Metazoa, Arthropoda, Insecta, Hymenoptera, Colletidae. The record is from RefSeq and is a predicted model, not a curated record.
AGGAUGGCACGCGAGACGUCGACGUCGGAGAUGACGGAGCUGGACAGCGACGGGUCGAGUUGCGGCGAACGCAGCGAUGCCAGAAAACGCGUUCGAAUCGACACGGAUUCGACGGGACCUAAGAAGAGGCGGAAACAAACUACACCCGUAAGGUUCUCCUCCAGCUUGACGACCGGUGUUCACGAGGAGUCGAACGACGACGAAGAGGACGACGGGGACGAAGACAGCGAAGGUAAGCUGUCGUCGCAGUCGCCGAUACCGCGUCGAUCGUCGAUCCGCGACGAGAACCUCGACAACGAAUUCCACUGCCAGUAUUGUAAUCAGUUUUUCGACAGCAAUGAAACACUAAACGUUCAUCUCGAUAACGAGCACGGUACCGCGAAUCGAACGGUCCGGCAACAUGAAAACAGCUCCCCGAAUUCCGCGAUAAAAGCAACCCCGCCUCGGCAGACGGAGCAAACCGAGCUUCCCGUGACCCUCUUUAGCGCGAGAAACUUGGCGACGAACUGGCUAGGUACGGGGCAACGCGUGCAAACGCAAUCGCAGUCGCACGUGCAGAUGCAGUCGCAGAACGAGGACCUGUGGUCAGGUCCCGCGAGUCAAAUCGCCGCCGCGUUACCCAAUCAUUUGCAAGCGUUUUCCGGUUUUCCCAGCGCCCUGGCGCAGUAUUUACCUCUGCCGGCGUUUCCGCUGGCAGAUUCCGCUGGUCACAUGACGAGACCGUCGAUAGGACCGGCGCCUGUCAGGAUCUUCAACCCGGACGCGUACUGCGACCUGUGCAAUAAAGAGUUCUGCAACAAGUAUUUCCUCAAGACGCACAAGGCGAACAAGCACGGGAUCUACGUUGAUUCGCCGGGACCGAGCGGACUGGACAAUAACGCGCCAGGAGCGGUUUAUCCCGGAAAUGUCCUCGGUAGCGUGGUUAAGCUGGAACCACUAGCGGCGCCGACCACGCCGCCGACACCGAGCGUGGCGUGCGAUCUUUGCCAAAAACGCUUCAGAAACGAGGAAUCGGUGCGCAAACACAAGCAAAAGGUGCACACCGAGCUGCUAGAUCAGUCGCUGGACCCGCAAAUCAAUCUGUCGCUGAACGAGGAGGAAAGGGAGAUGACGAGGGACAGCCCUGGGGGUAUGGAAACGCUUUUUAAACAGGAGUACGGGGUAGAACAAGAGGAUGCAACGUACGUGCCAGCGCCCAGACACUUAUCGCCACGAUCGAUUCAGCAAGCGAGGGACGCUGGUUUUAACGCCGAUCGGCUGCGUCGUUUAGGAGUCAUAAAUCCGGACGCGUUUUGCGAGAUAUGCUGUAAAGAAUACUGUAACAAGUACUUCUUACGGACGCAUAAAAUGAAGAGACACGGCGUUGUCGUUCAAGAUAACGAGAAAUCGCCCAGCACACCGGGAUCGGCGGCCAGCUGGCAUCAGGUGCAGACCAGCCCGUUGAAUUUAAUCGUGACGGAGAGUAUCAGCAGCACGGAGUCCAACGAGCGACCAGGGGACGAUUACGAGUGCAAACCUUGCGGGAUACGGUUUCAAACGAUCGGCCUCUAUCGAGCGCACUGCCGGAAGAUGCACGAGACCGAGGAACAACGCUCGCCUAAACAGGAGUACAACUUGGAAACACCGGAUCAGCGGAACGACUCCAUCUCCGAAGACCUCCAGAAAUUACAGACCAUGCUGUUGCAACUGAACGGGCUCAAGUCUAGCAAGGAAUCGUCGUGCACCAUUUGCGGAAAAGAGUGCGAGACCAGAAAGGGUUUGCACGUUCACAUGGUAACGGAACACGCCGUCGGCGUCGUCGGCGAGGACUCGGCUUCCUCGCCGUUGGAUAAGUCACCGUUGACCGUCGCGGCGGCCGCGUUCUGCGCUCUCUGCGGGAAAGAUUAUCCGAGCCAAGACGCUCUCGGUAGACACAUCGCGGAGGAACAUCAGUCCGCGGUUUCGAGUUCCGCUCCUCACACUCCCUCAACCGCGGUCGUCACCGCCGCGACGAUCAAUUCGAACUCGACGAGUCAGACUCCGACGUCCGAAAGGAAAGUUACGUCGAUGACGCCGACCUCGAGCUACUGCGAGAUAUGCAACAAGGAGUUGUGCAACAAGUAUUUUAUGAAGACGCACAUGCAGAGAAUGCACGGCAUCGAGAUCGAGAACGGAGCUCAAAUCGGCGGCGUGAUAUGCAACAUCUGCAACAAGGAGCUGUGUAGCAAGUAUUUUCUACGUGUUCACAAGCACAACACCCAUGGCAUCGUCGACGAAAACACACCCAGCUCGACCAAACAGGAGACACACGAGACGACGAACACGGACGACACGGCUUUGAAACCGGAACAACUCGGGGACUUGAGCCACAGAUACUUUACUCACUUCACGGAGGUUUGUCCGAUAUGCAGCAGAAGGUUCCGCAGCAUAAAGUGGCUGAAGGCGCACCUGAUGGGCGACCACGGGAAAAUCGGGAUCGAUAAAUGGCGCGAAAUGGAACAGCAAUACCAAGCGGCGCCCAGAACAACGAACAGAGCGUUCAAUACAUCGAAAACCGCUCAGAUCUCGAAUCUGAAGAUACCGAAUGGAUUCGAGACCUCCCAAUCGAUUAAAUCCACCGAUUACGCUGGCUUGGGAAAUCAAGUACUUUCGAAUUUAUUGGGGACAUCUUCGGAGGAUCACCAGUCGAAGAGCUAUCGCUGCUCGUAUUGCAGCUUCACCACUACCGUGCUGCCGUUCCUCUUUCUUCACGAGAGAUCUCACGUGAAUUCAAACGAGAACGCGGAGGGCGAAAAGUCGUUGCAGUGUCCGAUUUGCUCGCAAGGUUUUCAUCAACCGGAGAUGUUGCAUCAACAUCUACUCACGGCGCACCAGUUUCCGACGUUGCUGUCGCACUUUCAACCACCGGUACUCAAUCAUUUAGGGUUGGACGCGGAGAGAUCGAGCGAGCCCAGAGAGAAAUUCGAUUCGGAAAUUAAGGAAGAACGUGCCGAGGACAGUCCGCGAGUCACUGGCAACCAUACCAUUCCCGAAUCGAUCAGAAGCCAACGACAGGACGACACGGCGGUUCAGGUCACUCCUCAAGGUGUAUAUAAAUGCGCGCAGUGCGGCUACGCUACGACCAAUUUGAAUCGAAUUAAAAGGCACGUCAGAAAGGAUCACAAAGCGAUCGGCGAUCCCACCGAUAGCGUGAUCGCCGAGCUUAGCAAAACUUUGAAGGACGUUGCCAACAGGCACAAAAUGCCAGCUUGCUACGCGAUGCCGCAAGAUAUGAACUCGAACGCCGAUAAAACGAUCAUGCAGCCGUUCUUGUUGGAAGAACAGGACGUUAUGCAAGCUGGCGAGGAAUCCAGCUCGGAGAAACGAUUCGUACCGGCACUGGUCUAUUUGCCGGUGAAAUCGCGGAUCGGCAACGCGUUGACCGCUUCGUUCACCCUCAGUCCCGCUUGA